This is a messenger RNA of Effrenium voratum, 455 nucleotides long. Lineage: Eukaryota; Dinophyceae; Suessiales; Symbiodiniaceae. The record is from the annotation of a GenBank genome assembly.
CCGAUCUUUCGAGGAUCGUUCAAUUCCCUGCCCACUACUAUGCAGUUGCCCUGGUUGGGCCAAGGUUCCUUGCUGAGCCAAUACCACCAGAAGAGUCGGUGAGUUCAUGCUUGCGAAGGAGAACAAGGACUGGUCGCUCUUCUGUCCCAAUGAGGCCUUUGACCAGGUGCAGACGUUUCGCAUGGUGCCCACUGAAGAGAUGACGCUCUCACUUUGGGAGGCCGUGGAGGAAUUCGAGGACCGGGAUGCUGGUGGUGCGGCCUCCCAAGCUGCAGCUGGGGGAGGCGCGUCGAAGCCUGGAGGCUUCACCAAGAAGUCCACGCCAGAGCAGCAGGUGGAGUUCCUGCGCUCCUUGAAGGAGGAGGUUUCCUGCGAGGUGGAACACAUCCAGCCAUUGAAGGGUUGCGCCCGGGUGGACUUUUGCCGCGUGGAAGGCCCCACGGACACCCAGAAGG